AAAAGAAAGCCGAGGAAAACAUGGGUAAGGAGAGAGCUUACGAUGAGAAGACCAGUGAAGUCAAAAAAGGUACCUGGUCUACUGAGGAAGACGAACUCCUCAUCACCCAAGUUCAACUCCAUGGCCAAUGCAAGUGGUCAUCCCGUGCUCUACAAGCAGAUUAUGAAUUACUUGUAGGUCUAAAUAGAAGUGGGAAGAGCUGCAGGCGUCGGUGGUUGAAUUACUUGAAGCCAGGAAUCAAGAGAGAUGAUUUCUCCGAAGAUGAGGAAGAGCUCAUUAUCAAACUCCACCGUCUUCUGGGUAAUCGGUGGAGUUUGAUAGCAGGAAGACUCCCCGGAAGAACAGACAAUCAAAUCAAGAACUAUUGGAACAAUACCUUGGCUAAGAAGGUAAGUAAAAUGACAUCCACGUCUCUCAACCAAUUCCAUAAAAAGACAGUCACAAAAAAGAAUCUGAGUCAUGAUGACUCCCCAAAAAAAGAAAGCAACAUAGCCAAUAGUGACCCACAAAACCCGAAUCAGGUUCAAAUGGAAGAGAAUAUGUCUAGUUCAUUGGCAAAUAUCUCUGAUUCUUUGCUAGUUUCAAUUCGUGAGAAUGGCAGUCCAAACGAUGGGGAUGUGAUGAAUUCAUCUGAUGUUCUUCAAGACUGGGAGAAGUGUGAAGCACUCAGUUCAGAUAAAGAAAUCUUGGGGGAGCUACCUUUAUCAGUGCUGGAAUUUGAAUAUGAAUUGAGUAAACUUUUACAUGAUUGAAUUUUUUUUUCUUGAAAAAAAAAAUAAGUUCAACUUGAGUGCCCUGUCCUAUCAAUAAAUUAUUUGCCUCCAA
Molecule: messenger RNA, 825 nt
Organism: Rubroshorea leprosula
Lineage: Eukaryota; Viridiplantae; Streptophyta; Magnoliopsida; Malvales; Dipterocarpaceae
Source: the annotation of a GenBank genome assembly